GAAAAACUACAACUCUUUAAUUUCUUACUUUAUUAAUUUGUAUUUCUUUUGAAGUAAAAUACGUUGAAUAUUUAACAAUGAAAUACAGUUCAUUAAAAGUGAUAAAAAAGCAGACGAUAAAAGUGAACUAAUGUUUCGAAUGUCUGGAAACUGCGAGAUUUCCGGUUGGAUUUUCAAUAUACCAUAAAACAAAUUCCGGAAUUUUCUACUUAAACAGUGAGACUGAAAUGAAUACGUUUAUUUCAAUCAUAUAUUUUUUUUCAGAAACUUAGAAAUUUGCAUCAGAGACACGAAGAGGAUUAAAAUUUGACUGUAUGAGUCCUAAGUGAAUCAAAACAACGAUCACGAGUAUUAAGAAAAUCGUUGAUGUAAUUCCGAUGAUAGGAUAAUUUCAUAUCACAAAUGAAGGUUUUUGAUUAACUGAUUAUUUGAUCAACUGAUUGUUUGAUUACAUCUGCGAAUUCUGAUUCUAUAUUUUACCAAAGGAUUUAAUCACGAAUAAAAAAACUUCAGAUACCAUACGUCGCGUAGAAAAACACGGUGAAAAAAUGGCACACAAAUUCAAAGAAAUUUUUCUAUUUUUGAUGUUCUUCAUCAUAACUUACGUAACCAGUGAGCCUGUACAGUCUCAACUCGAUAAUUUAGCCCUGGAAAAUUUACUAGAAUAUCUGAGAAUUCCUUCGGUCCAGCCUGAUGUUAAUUACGAUGAUUGUGUUAAAUUUUUAAAAAAACAAGCUCAUUCUUUGGGUCUUCCAAUAAGAGUAUUUGAACCAGUUUUUGAAAAACCAAUAGUUGUAAUCACAUGGGAAGGUUUGGAACCCGAAAACCCGUCAAUUUUAUUAAACGGCCACAUGGACGUUGUACCGGUCUAUCCUGCUGAAUGGAAAUAUCCACCCUUCGCAGCCCAUAUGGACGAAGAAGGAAAUAUUUAUGCCCGAGGAAGUCAAGAUACCAAAAGUUCCAGCAUUCAACAUAUAGAAGCAAUCCGUCGAUUAAAAUUGAAUGGAAUUCGAUUAAAAAGGACAAUUCACAUGUCAUUCGUACCAGAUGAAGAAAUUGGUGGAAAAGAUGGAAUGGAAGCUUUCGUAGCAACUCAGGAUUUCAAAAAUUUAAAUAUUGGUUUUGCAUUAGAUGAAGGAGUAACCACUGUAGAUAAUACAUACAGUGUGAGCUAUGCAGAAAAAACCAGAUUUCCAUUAUGGGUCCACUGUCGCGGAAAUCCUGGUCAUGGUUCAACAUUAUUUAACAACACUGCUGGUGAAAAAUUAAGAGUCGUCAUCGAUAGAUUCAUGGAUUUUCGAGCUUCAGAAAAGGCAAAAUUAAAAGAUCCAAAAGUACAGCCGGGAGAAGUGACUUCAGUUAAUUUGGAUAUGAUUCAGAAUGACGACGUGCUGCUGGCAGUUGCUGAUGGGACGCAUGCGCUACACGAGUGUCGCCAUUUACUUUUAGCGGGUGGCGUUCAGGUGAAUGUGAUACCAAACGAACUUUCUGUCGCCUUUGACAUUCGAGUUGCCCCUGGCACUAAUCUUGAGAAAUUCGAGAAAAUGGUUAACGGAUGGUUGGAAGAAGCUGGAGAGGGAGUCAAUUAUACAAUAAUUGCCAAAGAUGUUCAGGUCGAAAGUACUAAAUUAGAUGAUAGCAAUCCUUUCUGGAUUGCUUUCAAAAAGACUUUUGAUGAUUUUGUCCUGAAACUGGAACCUAUCAUAAUUUCACCUGCCAGUGAUUCCCGUUUUUUGCGAGCCAUUGGUAUUCCUGCACUCGGAUUUGCACCAAUGAUUAAUACAACAAACCGUAUGCAUGCGAGUAACGAAUAUUUGAAUAAAGAUGUAUUUCUAGAAGGAAUUGAUAUAUUUAUGAAAAUUAUACCUACUGUCGCUAAUGUUUGAAGAAAAUAAACAAUGCUUUACUUGUAUUUCUUUAUACUACUGCACUGA
Molecule: messenger RNA, 1934 nt
Organism: Belonocnema kinseyi
Lineage: Eukaryota; Metazoa; Arthropoda; Insecta; Hymenoptera; Cynipidae
Product: aminoacylase-1-like
Exons: 8
Coding region: 549-1886 (445 amino acids)
Biological process (GO): amino acid metabolic process
Cellular component (GO): cytoplasm
Molecular function (GO): aminoacylase activity
Source: RefSeq, a predicted model, not a curated record